UAGCGGUUUACUUCCAAAACAAACAUGGAGCAGAAGUAACAUUUGGAACAAUCCGUCAAUCCACACAAGUGAAGUUAGAGUAUGCAAUGCAUGUAUUAGAUGGCAGCAAUGGAAACAAAACAAAGCCGUGCUGCGCACAGGAAAAGAGAUCAAUUAAAUAAUGAUGAUAAUAAUCCUUGUCUGAAGGAGCAAGAAAUGUCACUCAAAUGCUUAGGUGCCAACAAUUAUGACAAAGACGCAUGCAGUAAGCAUUUUGACAACUACAAUGCAUGCAAGAAAUUCUGGGAUGCUGUUAGAUCAGAUAGAAGAGUGAAAGGGAUUGUUCCUUAUUUACCACCAGCAGAAGAAAGGGAAAAAGUUAAAGAAGAAUACAUUGCGACUCUAAGGAGAUAGUAAAGUUGUAGCUGUAUAGUUAAUUGUAAUAAAUAUCAUAUUUUAUAUUAUCUAAAA
Schistocerca nitens (vagrant locust) is the source of this 450-nucleotide messenger RNA. RefSeq names its product coiled-coil-helix-coiled-coil-helix domain-containing protein 7. NCBI's taxonomy places the organism in Eukaryota, Metazoa, Arthropoda, Insecta, Orthoptera, Acrididae. The record is from RefSeq and is a predicted model, not a curated record. The transcript has 3 exons. Bases 100 to 393 code for a protein of 97 amino acids.